UGUAUUGACAGUUUUAAAACUGUUGGAAAGAAGUAUUCUUUGAUUUUUAGUUAAUUGAUUUAAUUCUUAAGUAAUAGUAAGAACAUAAACGUGAAAAUGGAAGAAGUUGACGAGAAGCAAGUAUAUUUCCACGAUAUGGAAUUGGACGAUAGGAUUUUAAAGGCGAUUGCUAUGUUGGGAUGGGAAAAGCCCACUGUGAUCCAAGAGACUGCCAUACCCAUGGCAUUGGAGGGCAAAGAUUUACUCAUUAAAGCAAGAACAGGACAAGGAAAGACAGCCUCCUUUCUGAUACCAGUAAUACAGAAAGUUUUAACACACAAAAAGACUGCCAUCGAGACAGAGAGCAUAGCAAUUAUAUUAUGCCCAUCGAGAGAGCUCUGCAAACAGACUAUGACUGUCAUCGGACAGCUGACGAGAAAAUGCAGUCAAGUAGUUAAAUGUAUAGAUAUUUCCCCAGACGUAGAAAUAGCUAUUCAGAAACCUCUAUUAACAAACAAACCAGAAAUCAUAGUAUCGACACCAUCAAAACUAUUGAAACAUUUAACAGCUGAAACAAUCACUUUAAGCACAAUCCAAUAUGUGGUUAUUGAUGAAGCUGAUUUGGUGUUUUCGUUCGGUUAUCAAAACGAUAUUGAAGAGCUAAUUAAAUAUUUGCCACAAUUUUAUCAGGCAAUUUUAGCUUCAGCCACUUUGAGUCAAGAUGUGAAAGAUUUAAAGAAAUUAGUCUUGCAUAAUCCAGUGAUAUUGAAGUUGCAUGAAGCGGAUAUUCCACCAAAUUCACAGUUGGCUCACUAUUAUAUUGCAGCUGAAGAAUUGGAGAAAGCCACAAUCUUGAGUUCCUUGUAUAAAUUGCAUUUAAUCAAUGGAAAGUCUAUAGUGUUUGUGAAUUCAGUUGAUAAAUGUUACAAGUUGAAACUCUUCUUGCAUCAAUUUGCUGUUAAGGCUUGUGUGCUGAAUUCGGAAUUACCAGCAGCUGUUCGUUGUAAAGCAGUUGAGGACUUCAAUAAUGGAGUUUACGAUACUAUAAUUGCCUCUGAUGAAAGGAGUCUCACUGAAGACCUGACGUUUAUCAAAAAAGAGGAGGAAGAGAUUGCGCAGGAUGGGGAAGAAAAGGAGGAGAAGAAAAAGAAGAAACGUAACAGAAGGGCUAAAGACAAGGAGAGUGGAGUGGCCAGAGGCAUUGAUUUCCAAUGUGUUUCUAAUGUGAUCAACUUUGAACUACCCUCAGAAAUCGACUCUUAUAUUCAUCGAGCGGGAAGAACCGCGAGAGGAACAAAUACUGGCACAGUUUUAUCGUUCAUUAAUAAACGUCAGAAGAAAAUAUUCGAGGAAAUUGAAGAUCACAUCAAUAAACUUCAAAACACGACGAAUUCAUUCAAGAAGUAUGAGUUUAAGAUGGAUGACGUGGCUUCUCUUCAGUACAGAGCCCAAGAUGCGUGGAACGCUGUAACAAAGAACGUUAUUAAAGAAGCGCGUAUGAAUGAAAUUAAAAAGGAAAUCAUUCAAUCAAAGAAAUUGAAGAUGUAUUUUGAAGCAAAUCCUAUUGAUUUGGAAGUGCUGGAGAGUCAAAGUACCACGAGACAACCUAAGAAGAUUAAGCAGAAUUUGGGAUGCAUGCCUGAUUACAUCGUGCCUACUACGUUGAGGCAUUUGAUCGAUGAACAGAGUAAGGCCGGUACUAAAUCAGGUAUUUGGAAGCAGGCCGAGAAAAUUAACAAGGAGGAAAAGAAGCAGAAAUACGUUAAAUCUAAUAUGAAUGAUAAGAAACGUUCGAAUCCGUUGGAAACUACAUUUCAAAAGAAGUUUAAAAAUUGAUGUUUUAAAAUUAUAUGAAAAAUAAAAUUAA
Molecule: messenger RNA, 1846 nt
Organism: Nicrophorus vespilloides
Lineage: Eukaryota; Metazoa; Arthropoda; Insecta; Coleoptera; Silphidae
Gene: Hlc
Product: probable ATP-dependent RNA helicase DDX56
Exons: 7
Coding region: 97-1815 (572 amino acids)
Cellular component (GO): nucleolus
Molecular function (GO): ATP binding; nucleic acid binding; RNA helicase activity
Source: RefSeq, a predicted model, not a curated record